GUAUCGCGAGUUGAACGCAGGCAAACGUUGUUCUACAUUUUCCCAAUCAGCGCUUACAAUGAAAAUGAAGCGAGCCGGAAGACGCGAAGCGAAUACUCAUCGUAUAAAGCACUCGGUUCUGGAGGAAGGUGUCAGUUGGAAAGUGCGAGCACUCGUACGAAGAACGAGAAACAGAACGGAUCGAACAUGAAAUCGAAGCUGCGAUGCCUGUGUCUGCCCGUGAUCUUCUUUCUCGCGAGCACGUCACUGGGGAAAGAGACACCGGAAGACACGCCGUGCAUCGACGAUAACAAGUUUUAUCGGAAUCCCAAUGCACCGACGCGCAACAUUUGGUCGCCCGUUGAAUGUGCCAAACAACGAGGUGUUUGAAUUCAGAUGCUCUCAGGGGUUGCUGUUCGACGUCUCUAGGCAAGUAUGCGAUUUCAAAGCGAACGUCGACAACUGCGACGUGAUGUCAGAGUCGCAGCCACCGAGACCGCUCCUCGAGGACGGUGACUGCGGUGAAAAGCAUUUAGCCUGCGGCGAUGGUACCUGUUUCCCGGCUACGUACUUUUGCGACGGAAGUGUCGAUUGUCCGGAUGGUUCCGACGAGGCCUAUUGCGAUGUUCAAGACGAUCCGAACGGCGCGGUGUCUUGCAAUCCGGAGGAAUGUCGACUGCCAAACUGUUGGUGCUCCUCGGACGGGACGCAAGUUCCUGGCAACUUGACGGCGUCGAUGGUGCCGCAGAUGAUAACAGUUACCUUCGACGACGCUGUGAACGCGGAGAAUUUCGAGCUUUUCUCUAAAAUUUUUUUAAACGAUAAGAAAAACCCGAACGGAUGUCCCGCUCGAGGCACUUUCUACGUCAGCCACCAGUACACCAAUUACAGAGACGUGCAAUACCUGUGGAACAUUGGGCACGAAAUUGCCGCGCACUCCGUCACGCAUCGGGGACCAGAAGAAUGGUGGUCGAGAAAUGCCACUAUCGAGGAUUGGUUCGACGAAAUGGUCGGCGUUGCGAAUAUCAUUAACAAAUACGCUGCGGUUCGUUUAGAAGAUAUCAAAGGUUUGAGGGCACCAUUUCUACGAACUGGUUGGAAUCGACAGUUUUUAAUGAUGUCAGAGUUUGGAUUUGUCUACGACUCGUCCAUGGUGGCACCGUUCUCCAACCUGCCUGUGUGGCCUUACACGCUGGACUACAGACCUCCACACAGUUGCGUAGCUCGUCAGCAAUUGUGUCCGACUCGUGCAUAUCCAGGUGUAUGGGAACUUCCGAUAAAUCAACUUUUAGCAGGCCAAUACACCUGUGCAAGAAUGGAUUCGUGUCCUUCGGAUUUGUCAGGCGAAGAUGUAUACAAAAUACUGACGCUGAAUUUUAAAAGGCAUUACCUUAGCAAUCGCGCCCCGCUGGGCUUGCAUUUUCAUGCAUCUUGGUUUCAAAAUCCGUCGUACUUUUACGCAUUCAGUAAAUUUAUGGACGAUGUAUUGAGAUUAAACGAUGUGUACUUCGUAACGAGCUAUCAGGUAAUCGAAUGGAUGCGCAAACCAACGUCCUUAAACGCAAUUGAAACGUUCAAGCCGUGGCAAUGUAACUCACGAAUAUUCCAGCCGUUUGAAUUUGCUUGCGAUUUACCGAACAGUUGCAAAUUACCAAGUAGAGUUCUUAAAUCGUAUCGUUAUUUACACACAUGUUUCGAAUGCCCUAAAGAAUAUCCUUGGUUGAGGAAUGAAUUUGGAACGGAAUAAUACCAAUGUUGCACACAUUUGUAACUUUUGUACGAAAAUCACGUUUCUUUAAUAGUAAAAUUCAUUACAAUAAUAUAACAUAAAUUAUAUUUAAUUCCAUUAUAAAAAGUUAGUUGAAAUCAGAACCUCCAGAGAUCAAGAAAUUUAAUUUCUUGUCAGAAAUGUUGGUCAAACGGAAAACAAUUUUAGUGUCUUAACCUUCUUGCUGUAUGAAAGGAUUUUGAAUGGAUUCCAUUCCGUCUACUGGGCAAAUAAGUACCACAGACGUGCCCCUGCAUACGACUAAACCUAACAUGCGAGUGUCUUGAUUCAAUUUAUAAGGAUCGUCCGGAUCUACAGAAAUAAAUGUAUCAAUAAAUAUAUUUGUAGUCGUACGAA
Frieseomelitta varia is the source of this 2104-nucleotide messenger RNA. It is a transcript of the gene ChLD3, whose product is annotated as chitin deacetylase 1. NCBI's taxonomy places the organism in Eukaryota, Metazoa, Arthropoda, Insecta, Hymenoptera, Apidae. Gene Ontology annotation, biological process: carbohydrate metabolic process. The coding region runs from base 311 to 1726 and encodes 471 amino acids. Gene Ontology annotation, molecular function: chitin binding; protein binding. The record is from RefSeq and is a predicted model, not a curated record. Gene Ontology annotation, cellular component: extracellular region. The transcript has 10 exons.